AUGUCGAUAGAGCAAAAGGUUGCUCAAGAGCAGAAUAUCGCCCCUUCUCUGGGUGGCGGAGGGGCUCCAGGUACCAAAGAUGCUGGUGUGCAUGCAAAAGGCUCGCGCAGCAAAACGUACCUCGCCCUCUCUGCGAUUGUUGUAGUGGUUGUCCUGGGACUGGCGCUAGGCCUGGGCCUUGGGCUGGGACUAAAACACUCCAGCAAGAAUCAUUCGAGCAGCACGGCCGGGUCUCCCUCGCCCUCGAACAGUUCGUCACCUGCCGAGGACUCACAAGCAUCGCUGCUGGUCCCUCCGUGGAGAUCAAAUGUGGAAGAUUACACCCUCGACAUAGAGGGAUGGGACUUCAAUGCACCGCCGACGACACGCGAAUACAAUUUCACCAUCAGCGAAAUCGAGCUGUCGCCGGAUGGUGUCUUUCGCCAGGUCAUUGCUAUCAAUGGUCGUUUCCCAGGGCCCCUGAUCCGUGCCAAUAUGGGCGAUCGGAUCCUCAUUCAUGUUCAGAACAACCUCCCCAACGGGACUGCCUUCCACUGGCACGGGCUUUAUCAGAACGGUACAAAUUGGAUGGACGGAACUGCUGGAAUAACUCAAUGCCCAAUUCCUCCGGGUGCAAGCUUCACCUACAACUUCACCGUGGAAAACCAGUUUGGGACCUAUUGGUAUCAUACCCAUUAUUCGACCACGAAUGGUGAUGGUCCCGUAGGGCCCCUAAUUAUCCAUUCGCCGGAUGAGGUCAAGAUGCAGAAGUAUUACGAUGUGGACCAGGUUGUGCUUAUACAAGACUGGUACCACGACUAUAGUCAGGCACUUCUGCCUGACUACCUUGCCAGCGGCGACGAGAAUAGCGAACCCGUCCCUGACAAUGGCUUGAUUCAGGGAACCAAUUAUUUCAAUUGUUCGACGCUUGACUCCGAUAGUGGCUAUGUUUGCGAGCAGAACUCGACACGUGCAGUGUUUACGGUCGAGCACGGCAAACGUUAUCGGUAUCGAUUGAUCAACACGGGGGCUUUCGCGACAUUUGAAUUCUCCAUCGACAACCAUCCCCUCUCCGUCAUCGAAGCCGAUGGGACCGCGACGGAACCUCUUUCGGUGCAUCGCCUUGACAUUGCCGUGGCGCAGAGAUACUCAAUUGUCAUCAACGCCAACCAGUCGGCAGGAUCGAAUUACUGGAUGCGAGCGCAGAUGAACACGUUCUGCUUCGGAGGGCCCAAUCCGAUCCUCGACCCUGACGUGAUGGCUUUGAUAACGUAUGCCAACAGCACAGAUGAGCCGACGAACUCGACGGAUUGGAAGGAGGCAGUGGAUGUGCAGUGUGUUGGCCUGAACUCGUCAUUGUUGACACCAUUCUUCGAAUCAGAAGCACCACCCGCCACGAUAAUGUAUGCUAUCGCCGCAAACUUCCAGAUCGGAGACUAUGCUCUGGAUCGCGCCUAUAUCAACGGCACCUCCUGGGUCAUGGCCGAUGUGCCUACACUGAACCAAGCUGUUGCGGGCCUCCAGGCAGCCAACUCCUCGUUCACAACUUCUGGAGUCAGCUCGGCGUUCAGUGCCAGCCAAUAUGUCAUUGACAUCCCCAAUUGGGCCGUGGUAGACCUUUUGAUUACCAACUAUGAUGAAGGAGCUCACCCGUUCCAUUUCCACGGCCAUACCUUCUGGGUUCUUGCUUCCUCUCCAGAUCAAUACUUUGAUUGGUCGACCUACAACGGCUUGAACAGGACACUCUCAAAUGUCAUGCGACGGGACACCCUUAUGAUCGAUGCAUAUGGCUGGGCACUCAUCCGUUUUGUUGCAGACAAUCCGGGACUGUGGGCCCUUCACUGCCAUAUUAGCUGGCAUAUGGAGUCGGGACUCCUCAUGCAGUUUCAAGCCCGGAACGAUAUUAUGAGGACGUGGACGAUACCUUCAGAUGUGCUGGGCCUUUGCUCGGCAUGA
Molecule: messenger RNA, 1935 nt
Organism: Fonsecaea erecta
Lineage: Eukaryota; Fungi; Ascomycota; Eurotiomycetes; Chaetothyriales; Herpotrichiellaceae
Exons: 1
Coding region: 1-1935 (644 amino acids)
Molecular function (GO): copper ion binding; oxidoreductase activity
Source: RefSeq, a predicted model, not a curated record